CAUUUCUGAAACAAGUAAUUCAUCAUCUGUCCGCAGUAGAAGUUUGAAGAAAACCUAUAAGAACAUUUUCGCGGGUAUCGGUCUGGGAGACUGGUCACUAGUUAUUCCAAUAUGGCGGCGUGUUCAAGCGGGGACAGUUUUUUGGACAGUUCACCUCUUGUGUUAAGAAUUACAUAUGAAGAACUAGUUGCUUAUGCCGACGGUCUAGAUAGGAAGGAAGAAAAGAAAAACCCUAAGAAGAAACAUCAGGGAGAAUUUGAAGAAAAUGAGUCCAAGCCUGUGAAAAAACUCGAGAAGAAAGACACAACUGACGUCAGCAAGAAUACUUCGCUCAAGAAAGACGAGGUUGAAUGUAAAGAAAGUAACUUUACUCAUCGCAUGGAUGAAGAGAUUCAAGAAAAAACUCGAAAAGAAUCAAAGAAGGAGAAAAAGAAACUGUCAGGACCAAAACCAAAUCGAAAAUCAUCAUGUCAUGGAGAGAAUAAUGUGAACAAUAAGGACAAAGCCACCGUUUCUAAUGGCGACAGUGUGAAUGCAUCUAAAGACGUUGGAAAGCACGGAGGAAAAUCGAGAAAAGAAACAAAGGGCGCGAAAGAUGGAGAAGAGUCUGAUAAUUAUGAACUUGAUUUAAGAGCACGAACUGGUGGUGUUUUGAAGCUAUCAAAAGGCCCUGUUCAUGGUACAGAAUCACCCAAGGAGACUAAACCGAGAGGGAUAAUCAAAUUACCGGAGGGCUUUGAUUUCAAUAUUCCUGACAAAAGCGAGGAAAAGGAACCUUUUAAAACUGAUGCACCUUCUCAAGAGAGAGCAAUUAGAAAAAGCACUAGUAAUAGACAAUAUGAUCAAGAUUAUCCAGAGAAUCAAGGUCUGCAGAGCAAAGAAGUUCAUUUUAGCAGAGAAAAUGACCAAGAAAGAAAAGAGAAUUGCAGAACAGUAGAAAAAACUGAAACAGGAAUUUUUCAAAGUAAAGAAAACUGGGUGGAAUGGGUAGACAAUCAGGACUCACCCCAAGAAAAUGAACAGGGACCUGACAACCACACUAAAGUUGAAAAAAAGCUUAAAUCUCUACAUCAUCAAAAAGCUCAAAAAUUAAUGAGAGCAGUUGCCCAGAAAGAGAUGAUGCUGAGUAAUUUGUUAUCUCGAGACAUACUUGACAAGGCAGCUUUUGAGAAAAUUUGUACCCUUAGUAAAGAAAUUCAGGAUGCAUACAAAGGAAUCAUUAUGCUUGAUGUUGGUUUUGCAGUUCAACAAGAUGUUGAUCAGAACCUUUGGAGAAAUGCAUUUUAUAAAGUGAUUGAAACAUUUAGGAAAUAUGGAAAGCUUUUUUUGGGAUAUGCAGGAAAAACAGAGGUGCUUUCACAGGAAGAAAUAAAUAACUGUCUGAAGAAAUUCCUAGAAGAUGCUGAGACAUUUUAUAAAGGUCUACUUGAGUUUCUACAGAAGGGACAUGAAUUCUCAGUUCAGGAUGUGGUUAACCAACCAAGAAAAGCAGAGAACCUUGGAAAGAAUGCUAAACUUGCACUCCUGAGCUCGCACCAUAUUUUGAUAUGUCUUGGAGACAUAGAAAGGUAUCAAGGACAGUUUCAACCAAACCAGAACUGGGCUUCCAUAAGAUCAUGGUAUCUUAAAGCCAGUAAACUGGCUCCCAAGGAUGGCAAACCCUACAACCAGCUGGGUGUCAUUGCAGUGUUAGCCAAUCGUAAACUCGAUUCUGUGUACUUUUACAUAAGGAGUCUUGCUGCAAGUAAUCCAAUAUUGACAGCUAGGGAAAAACUAACAGCUAUUUUCUAUGAUAUACAGAAGAAGGCAGAUAGAAUUCAAAGAGCUGAAGAUGAAAGAAAGGCUUGUUCAGAGCAACAAAUCCAUCAGAUGGAAGGCAACAACCAUACAGGAAGAGGAAAGGGGCGGUCAGUCUUUGGACAUGUGGUUAAGGGUCUUGGAUUCAUCUCAGAACACAAAGCUACUCAUGGCAGGUACCUGAUGCUCGGUUCUUUUUAAUUCCCUUAAAACAUGAUGGAUGCAAUCAUUGUUUGAGAUAUUAUAAUUAGAUAUUAUCCCAUUGACGCCUGUGCCGUCCGUAACCGCCCAUGCGAAAAACUCCUCCAUUUCUCUGUGCUGCCCAUAACCACCCAAAAAAAAAGCAUGUGGGGACAAUUGCCUUUCCUACCCUCCCUGAAGACUUUUUGGUUCUCCU
This is a messenger RNA of Orbicella faveolata, 2194 nucleotides long. Its product is annotated as telomerase-binding protein EST1A-like. Gene Ontology annotation, cellular component: telomerase holoenzyme complex. Gene Ontology annotation, molecular function: telomeric repeat DNA binding; telomerase RNA binding; protein binding. Lineage: Eukaryota; Metazoa; Cnidaria; Anthozoa; Scleractinia; Merulinidae. The record is from RefSeq and is a predicted model, not a curated record. Gene Ontology annotation, biological process: nuclear-transcribed mRNA catabolic process, nonsense-mediated decay.